AUGAGGAAGCAUAAAAAACAAAACUUAGAGACUAUUAAACGUCUAAGGGAUUUAUCAAAAAAUAUGAGUUCUGAUGAAUUAAGAUAAUUCAUUCACAACGAAACAAAUAAUAAAACAAGAGUCCAAGACGUAGUUGAUGCUUUUAACACACCAAGGGCAACUGUUUACAGAAUUAAAAAAGAUCCAACUUUGAAAGAAAAAGGAAGAAAAUAACUAAACAGCAAUUAAAAUAGAUUGUUUAUACUUUAUAAGUUCUUGAAGCUAUAUGAUUUUUCAGAACGCAAGAUAAAAUUUGUGGUACUUUUAAAUGAGCUUAUUGAAAGAAAAAAGGUUUAAAAUACUACAAAAUAAUAUGAUGAGUAUCACAAAACCUUUAUAUUAUAUAUAAAAUUAAAAGAGUAUUUAUAAAACGAAAUAAAAUAAUAAUCAAUUGAUUUCUAACUUAAUAAAAACUUUUUCAGACAAUUUUUAAAAAUACUGAUUGAAUAAGAAAUUGAUUUUAUUAUUGAUAACAAAACAUCUAAAAUAAUAUUUAAAAAUCAAGAAUAUGUAUAGGAAAUCUCUCAAAAAUUUAUUCUAAAUUUUUAUUCGUUGUCUGAAAACUAAGACUCAAGUCAUUAAAUGGAUAAAGAUAAAUGUACUGAAUAGAUAAAAAUAUACAGAGAGUAGUAGCACUUGUUGAUGAAUUCAUCAAAUUAAUUAUCAAAUAAUUUUUCACCUUAUUAAUGCUAAUUUUAGUGGAUUAAUCAAAAUGAAAGUGUAGACAAUAUGUAACAAAACUAGCAAUAGUAAUAUGGGCAUGAAUCUAAUUUAUAUUUUGAAAAUAGCCUAUAAGAUAACUAUUAUAAUGAAAUUGAGUAAAAUCACGAAAAUUAAAUCAUAGAUUUUGAGUAGUCUAAGACAAAUAUCUAUGAAUUAAGCUAAUAAUAUUUAAAUGGUGAAUCAAAUUUUAAUUUUCAUGAUAUUAAUCUAUAUUCUUACUAUAAUUGA
Tetrahymena thermophila SB210 is the source of this 990-nucleotide messenger RNA. RefSeq lists its product as hypothetical. The record is from RefSeq and is a predicted model, not a curated record. The transcript is spliced from 4 exons. Lineage: Eukaryota; Ciliophora; Oligohymenophorea; Hymenostomatida; Tetrahymenidae.